Messenger RNA from Oncorhynchus gorbuscha (pink salmon), 4041 nucleotides. Its product is annotated as serine/threonine-protein kinase SIK2-like. Lineage: Eukaryota; Metazoa; Chordata; Actinopteri; Salmoniformes; Salmonidae. The record is from RefSeq and is a predicted model, not a curated record. The transcript has 15 exons. The coding region runs from base 303 to 2996 and encodes 897 amino acids. Gene Ontology annotation, molecular function: ATP binding; protein serine/threonine kinase activity; tau-protein kinase activity. Gene Ontology annotation, cellular component: cytoplasm. Gene Ontology annotation, biological process: intracellular signal transduction; microtubule cytoskeleton organization; protein phosphorylation.
AUGAUGCCUCCUGCAAGUCAACUCGUGUACUUUAGUUAAUAGAGGUAGCUAGCUGAAAUAUUCUAGCCGUGUUGUGUUGCAGAACGUGGCGUGGCAGCCUGUGGCACUCGUACAUGUCACCUGUCUCGUUGGUCUGAAGGGUCGUUCACGUUCAAACUGGCAGGGCGACCGAGAAUUGUACUUUUUGUCUAUUUUGAAUAGACACAUUUUAGCGGGCGGUUUGUUUUCCCUCCCUCGAUAUCUUGUAGGCGAAAGUUGCGAGCCCUUACCUCCUCACCCCCCAAAACCACAUUUAAUACAGCAUGGUCAUGGCUGACAAUCACCAAAAACCGAUAUUCCGGGGUCCUGUCCGAGUGGGCUUCUACGAUAUCGAACGUACUCUGGGAAAGGGUAAUUUCGCCGUUGUAAAGCUGGCUAGACAUCGUAUUACCAAGACCGAGGUUGCCAUUAAAAUAAUAGACAAGAGCCAACUAGAUGCUGUGAACCUGGAGAAGAUCUACCGGGAGGUACAGAUCAUGAAAAUGUUGGACCACCCGCACAUCAUCAAGUUGUACCAGGUAAUGGAGACUAAGAACAUGCUCUACUUGGUGACGGAGUAUGCCAAGAACGGGGAGAUUUUCGACUACCUGGCCAAACACGGGCGACUGAGUGAGCUAGAAGCGCGGCGCAAAUUCUGGCAGAUCCUAUCAGCGGUGGAGUUCUGCCACAAUCGUAACAUAGUCCACCGAGAUCUGAAGGCUGAGAACCUGCUGCUGGACGGACACAUGAACAUCAAGAUAGCAGAUUUUGGCUUUGGGAACUUCUUCCAGCCCGGGGAGCCCCUGGCCACAUGGUGCGGCAGCCCCCCCUACGCCGCUCCGGAGGUGUUUGAGGGACAACAGUACGAGGGCCCCCAACUGGACAUCUGGAGUAUGGGGGUGGUGCUGUACGUGCUGGUGUGUGGCGCCCUGCCCUUCGAUGGCCCCACCCUGCCUGUUCUCCGACAGCGCGUCUUGGAGGGUCGCUUCCGCAUCCCUUACUUCAUGACAGAAGACUGCGAGCACCUGAUCCGGCGGAUGUUGGUGCUGGACCCGUCCAAGCGUCUGUCAGUGGCUCAGAUCAAGGAGCACAAGUGGAUGGCACUGGAUGUGCUGGUGCAGAGGCCCAUGCUGUACCAACAGGAGGGGGACCUGAGCGUGGGCGAAUACAGUGAGCAGGUUCUGCGACUCAUGCACAGCCUGGGCAUCGACCAACACAAGACCAUCGAGUCGCUCCAGAACAAGAGUUACAACCACUUUGCUGCGAUCUACUACCUGCUGGUGGAGCGUCUCAAUGCCCACCGCUGCAGUUUCCCUGUGGAGCAGCGGCUUGACGUACGCCAGCGCCGGCCCAGCACCAUCGCCGAGCAGACUGUCGUCAAGGUAACCCUCUCUGUCUUCGUGGGUCUCCUGCCCCAUGGGGUGCGGGGUCUACUACGCUCCCCAGCGCUGUCCCAAGCCUCUGAUGCCUUUAACUUCCCACAGUCGCCGCUUCUGCCCGAGCACAGCUUCAUGGUCGAGGAUGUGGCCACUCCUAAAGUGAAUGGCUGUAUGCUGGACCCCCUGCCCCCCACAGUGCUGCGCAAGUCCAGCGUGUCGUCACCCAGUAACAUGAUGGAGACGUCCAUCGACGAGGGCAUAGAGACGGAGGAGCCCGACGCCGAGGACGACCCCGCCCACUUCUUCUCCGCCUUCCAGACGGCCCGCUUCGGCCAGCGCCGACACACCCUGUCCGAGGUUACUAAUGAGCUGGGCCCCGUCAUCAACCAAGAUAAACUGUUCACCAUGGGCCACAACCCGUCCCUGGGCAGUGUGGACUCUGACAUGGGCUACGACAUGGGCUCCUUGCACAGUGACCUGGGUCUGCUGGAGGACGAGGUGGUCCUGGCCAACACCCACAGCUCGGGGUCCCACGUGACCCAGGGCCCCUUCAUGAGCCAGCGGCCCCCCAACCCCACCAUGCAGGCCCUGAGCUCCCAGAAGAGGGAGGCCCACAACCGUUCUCCCAUCAGCUUCAGGGAGGGCCGCCGCGCCUCCGACACCUCCCUCACACAAGGUCUGGUUGCGUUCCGGCAGCAUCUCCAGAACCUGGCACGGACCAAAGGCAUCCUGGAGCUGAACAAACAGAUGUACGAGCAGAUGGGCUCCGGGGAGGAGGGGCUCCAUGCAAACCUGCAGAACCUGCUGGACCCCACGCUGCAGGGUGAGGCAUCUAAGCACGAGGAUAACUUAGCUUUAUACCAUGGCGGUGCCCAGCCUCUACUGUCCCGAAGACAGAGCCUGGAGACACAAUAUCUCGCACACAGACUACAGAAAGCUAGUGUUAUGGCUAAUGUGAGUCCUGCUAGCUGCCAGCUCUUCUGUAAGGAGAAUCCUCGGAGUCUAGAGCAACAGCUGCAGGAGCAUAGGUUGCACCAGAAGAGGAUGUACCUCCAGAAGCAGACCCAUCUCCAAGCCUACUUCAACCAGAUGCAGAUAGUGGAAGGUUCCUAUCCAGGGGACCCAGGGGCAAUACACAAUCCACAGCAGCAGGGGGCCAUGGCUGGGGCCCAUCAGCAGCAGGGCAGCUCCCAGGCCUCCCCUCCCUACACCCAGGCCCUCAGUCCCUUCAUUGAGCCCAGUGCCAACCUGGUCUACGACCACUACCUGGCCCAGCAGUACCCUCACUCUCACCUCAGCCCAGUUUUAAUGCCCCCUGCCCUGGCUGGCCAGCUGCAGAACCAGCACCCCGAGGCCCUGGGAUACAGCUACCAGCUGUGUGACCAGCAGGGCCAAUUCCACACUCCGCAAGAGGCACUUUAUCCAGAGCAAUACGAGUUCCACCUGGACCCCGGGCAGCCGCACCGGCCUGGCCCAGGAGAGGCCCCUGUUGCCGGUUAUGAGGGGCUGGCGUUACCCACCGAGCUCCAGGACUCCUUUCUGGACAGCGAGAUGAUGGAGACUGUAGACUCCCAGCAUGGCUUCCUACUGGUGAACUGAAGCCGGUAGAACUGUGGGGAGAAAGCAGUAUUACCGACAGUUGAAAAUCUACACAGCAUCAUGUCGUAGAUGUCAUGGAGUGGAGUUGGGGGUCAAGGUACAGGGGAAGUGUUUUUUUUUGUAUCAAUGAAUACUAUUUUUUUUAGUUGUGGUGAACCAACCUCAGAACCUUUCUACCAAAAUCCUCCCGAUCUCUGUUCCCAUCAGCCCUAUGCAAGGACCCAGGCCUGGAGGCUGCCUGGGUGAUGGGGGUGUGCCAGCAUGGAUGGCUGGCUGGGUAUGUGUGGAUGGAUGUUGCCAUGAUGGGGGGUGUCACAUGUGAAGUGAUAUCGCUCCGCAGGAACACAACUGCCUCAAAGCUGACUGCAGCCGUAGCGGCCCCGUCGAGAACAAGUGCUGGACGAUGCAAGAAAACUUAGCACAGUCUGGUUGUUUUUGGAAGACGUGCACAACGGAAUUUGGCUUACCGAAAGCACAAACCAAACGACAAAGAUGCUAUUUUGUAUUGAAGUAGGCCAAGAACUCAAAAACACAUUGAGUGUUUUGAAGUAGUAAAAAUAAUAAACGAACAAGACAAAGUAAUGAAUUAAUGUGCACUUGAUAAGUGCAGUGUUAGUCAAUAUUUUAUUGUAGCAAUAUUGAAUCAACAGGCUUUUUCCUAACCAGAAAGUCAUACUUUAAUGUGUGGUGUUUUUGGGGAGAAUUCCAGUAUGAUGACUCACAGCCAACAUAUCCACAGUGACCGCUCAUCACUGCGUAGACCAUGAUGAGAUAAUCCCCCCCACUAAUACCAUCGCAGCAGAUAACAAAAUGAAUUGUAUAAAUUGGCUAGAUAUUUCCAACAAACUACACAAAUCAGUUUGAGGCCCUUUGCUUCACUAGGAGCUAAAAGGAAUACAGUGCCUUGCAAAAGUAUUCAUCCCCCUUGGCGUUUUUCCUAUUUUGUUGCAUUACAACCUGUAAUUUAAAUGGAUUUUUAUUUGGUUUUCAUGUAAUGGAUAUACACAAUAGUCCAAAUUGGUGAAGUGAAAAAAAUUACUUGUUU